AAGAAAAACUAUUUGGCGGGGAGGUUAGCUGCGUUUCAAACACAACAACACACAACUCCUCUCAGCAGCAGCUGUCGGUGUGUCUGUGGGGUUCUUCUACCGAAAAAUUCCAGAAUUGUGUUUGUUAAUCGUGGACAAGCUAACACACAGGAUGGAUAACUCUCAACACAACGGCGAAGUUGAGGAGAUUUCCAAGAAACUAGAAAAGUCCUUGUCCAUGGAUACAGAAGACAAGAUGGAAACCUACCAAAGAUUCAUUAAAGAGGGAAAAGAUGUUGCCAGACAAGGCGACAUGAACCAAGCGCUGAAGUUUUUCAAACUGGCGUACAAAAUUCACCAGAGUCAAAAACUUGAAAGCCGGAUAAAGCAAAUGGAAGAACUUCUUGCUCAGAGUGACUCAGAGGAAGAAGAUGAAGAGUUUGUGAAUGUUAACGGCAGCGGCUUAAUGCUUUUCAAAGAGUUGUAUGACAAGCUUUAUGACUACCAAAGAAAUGGAGUCGCCUUCUUGUACAGUCUCUGCAGAGAUGGACGUAAAGGUGGGAUCUUGGCAGAUGACAUGGGCCUUGGUAAAACCAUCCAGGUGAUAUCAUUCCUCUCAAGCAUGUAUGACAACGAGCUGGCCAAGCACACAUUGCUGGUCAUGCCAACUUCUCUCAUCACAAACUGGACCAAGGAGUUUGCCAAAUGGACUCCUGGCAUGAGGGUGAAGGAGUUUCACGGACCGAGCAAGGAGAGGACCAGGAAUUUGGAGAAAAUUCAGAGGAGAAGUGGUGUUAUCAUCACCACGUACUCCAUGCUUAUGAAUAACUGGCAGCAAUUGUCAUCUUACAAUGGCAAAGAGUUCACAUGGGACUACAUGAUCCUAGAUGAGGCACAUAAGAUAAAAUCCUCAACUACCAAAACAGCCAAAAGUGCCCACGCCAUACAUUCAAAAAACAGAGUUCUCCUAACUGGCACUCCAGUCCAAAACAACCUGAAGGAAUUGUGGGCUCUCUUUGACUUUGCUUGCCAAGGGACUCUCUUAGGCACAGCUAAAACAUUCAAAACGGAGUAUGAGAACCCAAUCACCCGGGCCAGAGAAAAGGACACCACUCCAGGGGAAAAGGCCCUCGGGUCUCGAAUGUCUGAGAACCUCAUGGCCAUAAUCAAACCCUACUUCCUCCGCAGGACAAAAGCAGAAUUGCAGAAAAACAAUAAGAAAGGCCAACUUCCCUGUAAAGAGGAAUAUUCAGAGACCAAGGACGGCAAGGUCCAAAAUACUCCAAAAGACUCCGGCGCAGUCAUGCCAACACUGACUAGAAAGAACGACUUAAUUGUCUGGACUUACCUUAGUCCUGUUCAGGAAGAUAUUUACAGGCAGUUCCUUUCACUGGACCACAUCAAGGAGCUGCUCAUGACAACCAGAUCACCUCUAGCUGAACUGAACAUAAUGAAGAAGUUGUGCGACCAUCCAAGACUGCUCUCUGCUGCAGCCAUAGCCAAGUUGGGCUUAGAAGAAAAUACAGCUCAAGGUCAGCAGAAUGAUAACAUGGAGACAGGCACAUGCACCAUCGCCAACAUUCCAGACGAGACCUUAAUAUCUGAGUCAGGGAAGCUCGUCUUUCUGUUUGCACUUCUCCAAAGGCUCAGAGAAGAAGGUCACCGCACACUUGUCUUUGCUCAUUACAGGAAAGUGCUCGACAUCAUCGAGCGCAUCCUGGUCAACAGAGGCUUUAAAGUAUUGAGAUUGGAUGGCACAAUAAUUCAGCUUGCAGAGAGAGAGAGACUAAUCACUAAGUUCCAGACAGACAAAAGCUACUCUGUCUUCCUCCUGACCACCCAGGUUGGAGGGGUUGGUAUCACUUUGACGGCAGCAAACCGAGUCGUGAUCUACGAUCCUAGCUGGAACCCAGCAACAGACGCCCAGGCUGUUGACAGGGCUCAUCGCAUUGGGCAGAACAAAAAUGUUGUCGUCUACAGACUGAUCACCUGCGGCACAGUAGAGGAGAAGAUCUACAGAAGGCAGGUCUUCAAAGACUCUCUCAUUAGACAAAAUACCGGGGACAAGAAAAACCCUUUUAGGUACUUCAGCAAGCAGGAGUUGAAAGAGCUCUUCCUCCUGGAGGACACAAGGUCCUCAUCGACUCAGCUGCAACUUCAAUCCCUGCACUCCGGAAACCGAAGGACAGACGCUGAACUGGACGAACACAUUGCCCAUCUCCACACCAUGGAGAUAUUUGGGAUCUCUGACCAUGACCUCAUGUUUUCCCUCGAUGUCAACCACGAUGAUGACCCUGAAGACCAAGAGGCCCAUCACUACAUUGAAGGGAGAGUGCAGAAGGCCCAGGAGCUGAUGAAGGCUGAGUCAGAGUUAACAAUGCAGAUGGCAGACAUAAUGGCAUCAAACACAGAACCAGCCUGGCUCAGACAACCAGCGGACAACCACAUCAGAGAGCGGACUCAUGAGAAAAAACCAAGAAAUCCAAAACCAAGUCCUUCCUAUCCACAGCAUGAUAGUAAGUCUAACGGGUCACCAGUCGUGAUAGAGUUGGACCAGUCUGGCUCUGAUGAGGAGGACGGCCAACAGAAUCUGAGUGGCCAUGUUGUUGAUCUUACUUCAGAUGAGGAUAUGUCAGAGGAACAUCCUGUCGUAGAAGUAAGCCAGGACAAGCUUGUUGAGCAGAACCUUUAUUCUCUAAAACACGUAUCUGUUAAUCAGGAGAGGAGUUACUUGGUAGCCGAUGAAUCCUCCCCUCCGGAGGUGAUUGAAGAGUCUCUGGUGGUCUCGGAUACCAGUGAUGCUGAAUUGGGUGACAUGGAAGAUGCCUCCAAUCCAAAACUAAGAGACGAGGUUUCUCUGUGUGGGGCUGCUAAUGAUUCAGCAGGUGACGGCAGCAUGGCCUAUUUUACAGCAGUUGAUGAAGACAAACAACUUUCAAACGAAACCUCACACUCAAACGAUUCCAAGACAGACUUGGGCCUCUCACAUUUAACAGCCCUGCAGAAUAAAAGACUUUCUGUCUUGCAAGCUUCCACUUCAAGCUUCAAAGCAGACACAUCAACCAACGUCAGCACAGGGCUUGAUUCCUUUGGAGGCAACUUCAAUUUACAGCUUGAAGAUAGCGACAUGCUUUCAGACCACGUUGAACUGGAUAAUCUGGAAACUGAAGAAGAGGAGAGGAAGCUGCUGUCACAGCUGCAGAUGGAGGGGAGCUUUAACAUAAAUAAAUCUCUUUCUGAGAAACAACAUAAAGCAGUCAACCAAAGCUUCAACGGCAACAGCUCUGUAAUGGACAAUUCAAUGGAUAACUCCAUUGUGACUAAGAAGAAAAAAAGAGCAGCAGUAAUUGAUGACAGUGAUCAAGAUGAUGUUGAUGACAAGAGUCACCUGGACAAUUCCUUUCAGGUUCUUGGCGCCUCCACACCUAAAUUGGUGUCAUCUGUCCGCACUCCUUUUCGGUCAAGAAAGAGUGUCGGAGGCAACACCUCCGUGGCCUCACACCGAUCCCUCAUUCUAUCCAUCGUCGAAGAUAUGGAGAAAAUCAAAGACAACCAAGAAAUUACCAGUGAGGAGGAAGAAGAUGAUGUUUCAGAAAGGCAUUAUGACGCAGCAGAAGAGGACCUCACUGGUUCGACUCAUGAUGCGCUUCAGGUGGAGGAGACCCUUGACACAGAGAGUGAGGAGGAUGUGGAAGAAGAGGAGGCAGAUGUACAAGGAGAGGAGGAGGAUGAUGAGGAGUACUCAGAGUCAGUAGAUGACGUUGAGGAGUCCGAACAGGAAAUGACCAGCAACAUGGAGGAGUCGACCAGCGAGCCCGAGCUAGCCUCAGACGAACAAAUGGAUCAGUGCACGGCUGAUGGAGUCAAAUUGAGCAGUAACGGCAUCCUGUCCGAGGAGGAGAGCUUCGAAGCCCUGGUCAGGAGAGGGAAGGAGUACCAGAGCAAAGGCAAGCCUGAUGACGCAUUGAGCUGCUUCCUCAGAGCUAUCGACAUCCAACCUGGAGAUCCUGAAGUUCAGCUCAUGACCAUCCAACUGUACCGGCAGAUGAGCCAGAGAAGUUAACAAAACAAUCCUGAUACUUAAAAAAAAAACCUGAACCUUAAAUUAUACUGUUGGAAUAGACAGUUGGGACAAUUUGCACAACAAAACCAACAAUGUGUUUGUAGUUGCCUUGUGUGAAGUCUUUAAAAAUAAAGAGAAAUUCAAGUACAAAUUA
Molecule: messenger RNA, 4196 nt
Organism: Gymnodraco acuticeps
Lineage: Eukaryota; Metazoa; Chordata; Actinopteri; Perciformes; Bathydraconidae
Product: DNA excision repair protein ERCC-6-like
Exons: 3
Coding region: 152-4042 (1296 amino acids)
Molecular function (GO): ATP binding; ATP-dependent chromatin remodeler activity; DNA translocase activity
Source: RefSeq, a predicted model, not a curated record